AUGGCGGCCCGGCGUAGCUCAUCUGUGUUGACUAAGCAAACGCUACUAACUCGAGGUGGUAGAAUAUUAGCUCUUGUGCCUGCUGAAAAUGCACCCUCUGACGAUAGCGAGCGCUCAGAUGUCGAAGAGGAAUUUCGUGUACGCACCCCGCUUUCUUCAUUUUCUUCUCCAGCACCUUCUAUUCAUUCUUCCUUAGAAAGACUAAACAUUCUAGAUGAUGACGAACAUUACAACAGCGACAAUGUUCCACUUACGCCCAUUUUUCAAACAGUAUAUUCAAGUCCGUCUUUAGAACCAAAUUGCAAUAAAGUACCGGUGCUGAGUGAUAUUCCGUCACUCCCAACAACUCCUCUUACUCCAGUAAAUCCACCAAAUCCAAAAACCAGAUCCCGACGUCGUCAGCCCACCGUUCCUGUCCGGAAAAGACCGAGACUAAUGAAAAAAUUUACUUUGAACUAUCAGUGGAAAGAAGCCGUUUUUCGACACAGAGCUAUAAUAGAAGAAGACUCCAAUUAUACAGAUGUUCCGGAUAUAUCAGCGUUGGAUUAUUUUUAUAAAUUUUUUUCGCCAGACAUUCUAACAGAUAUCGUAGAGCAAACAAAUUCUUACUCGAAGAAUCCCAGAAACUGUCAAUUAGAUUACCAUGUAAAGGCGUUAUUUAGUCAUUUCAGUUCAAUAAACGUUUAUACUAUUAUUAUCUUUUGUAUUUUUUUUGCUAUUCCUGCUCCUGGAUAA
Messenger RNA from Amyelois transitella, 735 nucleotides. RefSeq lists its product as uncharacterized. The coding region runs from base 1 to 735 and encodes 244 amino acids. NCBI's taxonomy places the organism in Eukaryota, Metazoa, Arthropoda, Insecta, Lepidoptera, Pyralidae. The record is from RefSeq and is a predicted model, not a curated record. The transcript has 2 exons.